Molecule: messenger RNA, 576 nt
Organism: Oncorhynchus keta (chum salmon)
Lineage: Eukaryota; Metazoa; Chordata; Actinopteri; Salmoniformes; Salmonidae
Product: 28S ribosomal protein S11, mitochondrial-like
Exons: 5
Coding region: 1-564 (187 amino acids)
Biological process (GO): ribosomal small subunit assembly; maturation of SSU-rRNA from tricistronic rRNA transcript (SSU-rRNA, 5.8S rRNA, LSU-rRNA); translation
Cellular component (GO): ribosome; mitochondrial small ribosomal subunit
Molecular function (GO): mRNA 5'-UTR binding; structural constituent of ribosome; small ribosomal subunit rRNA binding
Source: RefSeq, a predicted model, not a curated record
AUGAAACUCCACCUUGAUUCGCUGAUCCUCACACAGGGGCCCCACAAGGUUGUGGAACCAGCGGUCUGCAGAGAGCAGUGUGCUGAUUGGUUUAUUCUCUGUUAUAGUUGUGGAACCAGCGGUCUGCAGAGAGCAGUGUCCUCCAGUGCUGUCAGGUUGCAAGAGGAUGCCAGUGUCUCAGCCACACCUGGGAAUAUAUCCAAAGACUUCAGUCAACUCCCCCCGAUGCCUGGCCAGGACAGUGUGCUGAGAUGGGCUGGGAAGAAGUACGAGGAGUUGCCAAUAGCACAUAUCAAAGCCACAUAUAACAAUACACAUGUCCAGGUGACAGACUGUGAGGGCCAGUUCAUGGUCAGAACAUCGUGUGGAACCGAGGGGUUCAAGAACGUCAAGAAGUCCACUCCCAUCGCUGCUCAGACAGCAGGCAUCUCAGCUGCAGCGAAGGCCGCAGCGGUGGGGGUGACGUUUGUCCGCGUGUUGGUGAAAGGUCUGGGUCCUGGACGCUUGGUGAGAACCUUUUUCAUGAAAUGCAGAAUUCAUACCGUAGACAAAGUGUUCACAUGAUGCAUCUCCCCC